Messenger RNA from Panthera uncia (snow leopard), 3284 nucleotides. RefSeq names its product poliovirus receptor homolog. Gene Ontology annotation, biological process: susceptibility to natural killer cell mediated cytotoxicity; positive regulation of mast cell activation; susceptibility to T cell mediated cytotoxicity. The record is from RefSeq and is a predicted model, not a curated record. Gene Ontology annotation, molecular function: cell adhesion molecule binding. Bases 13 to 1542 code for a protein of 509 amino acids. Gene Ontology annotation, cellular component: plasma membrane; apical junction complex; extracellular exosome. The transcript has 8 exons. NCBI's taxonomy places the organism in Eukaryota, Metazoa, Chordata, Mammalia, Carnivora, Felidae.
AAUUACACUGGAAUGAAAGAGAACAAAGCAACCGCUGAAUCUCUGCCCGCAGCCCGGGGAGAUGCCACUCCUCUCACCCAUACCCAGGCCUCCGGUAGUCCCCGCGCGCAGGCGCAGAGGAGCACCACCCGCAGGGCAGCCCCGCCCCUCCCAGCCCGGGCUGCACACCCGUGCGGAACUUCCACUCCACACCCAGGCUCCGCGCGAGCGCCGGUGCAGUCCCGGGGAUUCCUGGGUAGCAGUUCCAAGCCCGGGCGGUGGCCCAGCAAACCCGGGAGGAGGCUCGGCCCCAGCGGCGACCCGGAGGAACCCAGGAUGGUGUGGCCGCCGCCGCUGCUGCUGUCGCUGCUGUGCCUGCUCUGGGCGCCCACGAGAGCAGGGACCGGGACGGUCGAUGUGCAGGCGCCCGCGCAGGUGCGCGGCUUCCUGGGCGACACGGUGGAGCUGCUGUGCAAACUGCCGCCCCUGGAGCACAAAGUGCAGGUGACGCAGGCCACGUGGACGCGGCGGACGGCGGCGGGGGACGACCUCAACGUGGCGGUCUUCCACCCCACACAGGGCUCCAGCUUCCCCGAGCCCGGGCGGCUGGAGUUUGUGGCCGCCAGGCCGGGCGAGGAGCUGCGGGACGCGUCGCUGGCCCUGCGAGGGUUGCGCGCCGAGGACGAGGCCAAUUACACCUGCCGGUUCGCCAUGUUCCCCGACGGCAGCAAGAGCGCGCGCACCUGGCUCCGCGUGCUGGCCCGGCCGGAAAACGCGGCUGAGACGGAGGAGGUCCCGCCCGGCCCGCUCAGCCUGGAGCCUGUGCCCGUGGCCCGCUGCGUCUCCCGUGGGGGCCGCCCGCCCGCCCGGAUCUCCUGGUCAUACCCGGACGGGAAGGCCAAUGACAGCCUGGUGCCAGGACACCUGCCUGGCACGUUCGACGUCAUCAGCCUCUUAACCUUAACACCCUCCAGCCAGGCAGAUGGCCAGAACGUCACCUGCAAAGUGGAGCAUGAGAGCUUCAAGGAGGCCGUCCUGCUGUCUGUGACUCUCGCUGUGCCUUACCCCCCUGAGGUCUCCAUUUCCGGCUAUGAUGACAACUGGUACCUCGGCCGCAGCGAGGCCACCCUGAACUGUGAUGUCCGCAGCAAACCAGAGCCCACAGGCUACGACUGGAGCACGACCAGGGGUCCCCUGCCACCCUCCGCUGAGGCCCAGGGCUCGCACCUCCUGAUCCGUACCGUGGACGAGUCAAUCAACACGACUUUCAUCUGCCACGUCACCAACGCCCUCGGGACUGGCCAGGCAGAAAUGACCGUCCUGGUCAGAGGAAAACCUCACGAGGAAGAGCCACAACCAGUCCUGUCCAUCCCCAUCAUCGUGGUGAUUGUGGUGAUCGUGGUGACCGUGUUCUUAGUGGCCCUGUUGCUGAUUUAUUUCUGCUGGUUCAGACGCUCCCGUCGGACCCCAAACAGCUCCUCUGCCAAUGGCUGUAUCUCCUACACGGCGGUGGACCUUAAUGCCAGCUCUUCCCAGGACCCGCCCGCGGAGAACACCAGGUGACUGCGUGGGGACUGCUGGAGAGAGAGACUGGGGCCACCCUGCCCAGUGGAGGAAGGCUCCCUCCAAAGAGACUGGCCACCUCCCUUGUGCCAGGCCGACCUCAAGAAUGACCCCUGUGCCUCACCGUGCCGCAGCCGGUGCACGUUCGGGUGUUCCCCACGACCUCUCUCUGGUUCAGGCAUUCGCUGGAAGGACUCGCGGAGCCCAAGAACGCGGUUACGCUCACGCUUCGGGUGAUCACAGUGAGAGCAUGAGACUCAGGUCAGCAGCGUGGAUGCAGAGCCCCUGGGGGGCACCGGGCUGGACCGACCAGGCACCAGGUCCCAGUCGUCCCGCACGGGCAGCCCCGAUUUCUCCCAGCCGUGACGCGUGACGGCACAACAGAGUCCCGCCAUCCUCCCUGGACCUUGGGCUGCCAGAGUUUUGGUUGCAGUAUUUAUUCCGGGGCUCCCUCAUGGUAGGGACGGCUGACCGCCCACGGAGCUGACCGUCCUCUCCAGCACCUCUGUAGCUCAAAGCCCCACUGUGUUACUAUUCUUAAUUAUUUAUUAUUAUUAUUAUUAUUUUUUUUUUUUAAUUUACAUCCAAGUAAGUUAACACCGAGUGUGAUAAUGAUUUCAGGGAUAGAUUUUAGUGAUUCGCCACUUGCACAUAAUGCCCGGCGCUCGUCCCAACAGGUGUCCUCCUUAAUGCCCCUCACCUCGUUAGCCCAUCCCCCACCCGCCCCUCAACCCCCUCCCCCCACCAUCAACCCUCAGUUUGUUCUCCGUAUUACAGAGUCUCUGACGGUUUGUCUCCCUCCCUGUUUUUAGGUCAUUUUUGCUUCCCUUCCCGCUAUGUUAUUUUUCAAAGUUUAUUUUGAGGGCGAGUGCAAGCGGGGGAGGGGCAGAGAGAGAAGUAGAGGGAGAGAAUCCCACGCAGGCUCAGUGCUGUCAGCGCGGAGCCCGAGGCGGGGCUUGAACUCAAGAACCGUGAGAUCAUGACCUGAGUAGAAGUGGGACGCCUAAUGGACCGUGCCACCCAGGCACCCCGUCUUAAGGCCCCACUGUAAAUCACACUGUUAGCAUAGACUGUUUGGUGCAGCCCACAGCCCCAGGCAAACUAAGAGGACUAUCGGCCAAGACACUCCAACACCUUAGAGGUUUACCUCCCAGAGUCAGGGGCAAAGGGCCAAACCUUUCCUUGGGCAAGGUUAACCCUUUCCUACAUCGUGGGGCCACACAGACUGUUCCGGCUGCCAGAGAAUUUUUGUAAGAAUUUGACCUCUGGCCUUGAACUUCUAAAUCCCUGGAUCGGUGGAAUCCCUGUGGUGACAAGAAAUACCUCCAACCCUCAAUCCAUAAGAGAACCCGAGGCUGGAACUCAGCUGCCCGGGGCCGUCCGAGGACUGGGAAGAUGGUGGACGUGAACUUGGAGGACGUGAGUUCCAGGCACCUUCUGCCAAGCGCAGGUCCCGGGAGAUCGUCUGUAGCCAGUGUGCUGGUGUUGAUGGGUCCUCUCCCCCCCACCCCCGCCCCGCCCCGAGAAUGGGAGCCAGUCACCCAGCAAGGAAGGCAAAGUGUCCAAAACAAGGAAGAAGAGGUCCCGGGGGAGCAGAAGCCACGCUUGGGCAAGACACACGGAUGGCCCUCAGACCAGGGAGGAUACAGCCUGAGGUCCCAGAGGCAGAGCUGACCAGAUACAGCUGAUACAGCUGAUGCAUUUCCUUCCUAAUGGUCUCUGAUGGGGGGGGGGGGGGGGGG